AAAGAUUACUGUGUUAAAGUUAUUGUUGCAAAAGUGCUGCAGAAUAGACUUUUGUAUCUGACGUUAAACCAGUGGUUUUCAACUGGAGAAAAUUGGCAAUGUCUGGAGAUAGCUUUGGUGCUAUCAUCGGUGCACAGGUGGGAUGCCACUGGCAUCUGGCAGAUAGAGGUUAAGGAUACUGUAAACACCUUGCAUGCACACACAGCCCCCACGACAACAAAAAUUACCUGGCUUCAUAUGUUUAAUUGGGCCAAAGUUGAGAAGCCCUGGGCUGGACAUAGUUAAGGUAUAUGGGAGAAAGAAGAGAUAGGAAUACUAGCAUUGCAAUUAGAAAAAUUAGCUAUGGCAAGGUUUAAAAGAACCCUGUUAUAUAUAUUUUAGAGUAUGUAAGAUUAGAAAAGAAAAAGCCUUAAUGUUUGGAGUUCACAGCAAUAUACACAUCAGGGUGAUGGUAAACCAUAAAAUGGUUGAUGAUGAUGUUCUAAGGUUGCUUUCAGGGUCAGAUCUGCCUCCCUCGUUAUACCAAGUACCAGGUGUUACAGGACUACAGUCUGGUUUCGUUUUAUAGAAUCAAAGAUAAUACUUAGGGCGCUAUCCCUUUCGCAGGGGGCCGGUAACAUACAAAAGACGUAGCUUUGGAGACAACACAUAACCUUCAACAGUUCCUUUGGCAGCAGCUAGGCAGGAUUAACUAGUCCAAGGAAAUCAAGCCAGAAUGCAGUCAGAGUUUGCCAAGUAAAACAUACCCACUUAAGUUUUUAACAGAGUUUUACUCUCACCUAAGAAGGCAAAUAUGUAGAAAAAAAUGUGAUUUCCUAAAUUAGUUUUAAAAAACCUUUUAAGAACAUUCAUCUUUCUCAUCAUCAUUAAGUAGCUCAAUGGCACUUAAACAGGUUUAAAAAGUAUCAACUCGAGUUAGAAAAUCGGUUUCAAUGUGUAGUUAACCAAAGAAAUCACUGCAUUGCUCUGUUGUGUUUAAUUAUUCAUAGUCUAUAGAAUGCUAGGCUUGGAAGUGACUUUUGAGAUCAUUUCCCAACCCAUUCUGCAAACGGAGGUCCACAAAGGCCCGGCGACCAAUGGGUCGCCCUUUAAGGUUUGUGGUGCAGGUAGAAGAGAAUCCUGGCUUCCUGAUGCUUUGCCCAUUUCUUUUCUGACUGGUUAUGCGCUCAGGUCUGACCCUUGUUCUUGUGUGUUCUUAAUUGUAACCCCGCCAGGGGGUGGAUCCGUACUUUGAGCCUCCAACUGUAAUGUUUUAUUCUAGAACUUACUCCUUUCAUCAGUUUGUAUGUCCAUACAAGUAUACUGACUCGGUGCCUUGGGUUAAAUUCUCCCAUUAAGGCCAGUUGGUGUCCCAGUCAAGUUUUGAAAGCCCCGUCCUCCUGGGCCUGUUCCCUAAUCUUCAACACAAGGAGCGGCUCUGGCCUUCUGAUCGUCAAAGAUAAAGCUCUGGGCACCUGCACUCCCGCCUGGCGGUUUUGGGGAUCCUUCAGGGUCCCCCUGGAGAUUCUGCCUUUCCCGGCCGCGGUGUCUUCAAAUUCCAAGAUUCCAGAGUCGUCCGUUCUACACUGGACAGAAUCAGCAAAGGGAAAGCGCCUCUGUGAGCGAAGGGGUCUCGGAUCGGCCUCCGCGGACCACCCGGGGCGGCGGCGCUCCAGGAUUGGGCUGGUGGAGGACCCGCCCGGAAGUGUCGCGCGGGCCGCCCCGGAAGUGCCGGGACUUCCGGCCCGCGGGCGGCGGUGGCAGCGAUUACCUGCUCGGGCUUACCUGCAGACGCGAGUCCUGCGUCCGAGGGAAGCACGGGGGAGGCUGGCCGGCCGCCCCUCCGGCCGCGGACCCGACGCCCGAGUGCGGCCCGGUCUUUCCCACGGCCUCCCGAGAUUUAUGGAGCCGCCGUGACCACGUGCACCCCUGGUAGCUGUGGUGUAGCCCCCAGCCGACCCUCGGCCCGCCUUUCCGAACAGAUGGGGAAACUGCGGAGGACUGGAAAUACGCACUUGGGGCAGGCUUCCUCUUCCACCCGGGUGCCCGGGACGUUUCCUGGUCCCAGCUCUUGCACAGUCAAGAAGUAAUCUAGCAAGAAAUAUGAGCCCUGGGAGCCAAGGGAGGGAGAAUCAGUCUCCAACUCCUACCCAGGAACGCACCAUUAAAAUCUCAACUAUAGGAACCCUUUAUCCCACGAGAGGGUUAAGUCCAGGCUAGAGGCACGAAUAAGGUGUCUAUUCUGAAGGGAAGAAUUCUGUAAGGAUGGACCCACACCAGCAGGUUGCCAGCUUACGGAAUGGGAGUACAUUACAGGUUUCUGAGCGCGAGAAAACCUCUCAGUACGUGAACCAGGUUCAAAGGCGGGAGGACAGGCCCACGGAAGGGAGGCGGUAUACCUGUAGUGAAUGCGGGAAGAAGUUUGCCCAGAGCUCAGGCCUCGUUCGACAUCGGAGAAUCCACACUGGCGAGAAGCCCUACGAGUGUGGUCACUGCGGAAAAGCCUUCAGCGUGCGCUCCACCCUCACUGUGCAUGAGAGAAUCCACACUGGCGAGAAGCCCUAUACCUGUAAUGAGUGUAGGAAAGGCUUCAGUGUGAGGGCACACCUGAUCAUACAUCAGAGAAUCCACAAUGGGGAGAAACCGUAUGAAUGUAAUGAGUGUGGCAAAGCAUUUAGUGUGAGCUCAGACCUUAUCAAACAUCAGAGAAUCCACUCUGGUGAAAAGCCCUAUGAGUGUGACGAGUGUGGGAAAGCCUUCAGCGUGAGCUCCGCCCUCAUCAAACAUCAGAGAAUCCACACAGGAGAGAAGCCGUACGAGUGCAAGGAGUGUGGGAAGGCCUUCUAUGUGAACUCCGCCCUAGUUAACCACCAGAGGAUUCACUCUGGAGAAAAGCCGUACGCGUGUGGAGAAUGCAGGAAAGCCUUCAGCCAGAUCUCAACCCUAAUUCAUCACCAGAGAAUCCAUACUGGAGAGAAACCGUACGAGUGUGACGCGUGUGGGAAAGCUUUCCGUGGGAGUUCUAAUCUUACUAAGCACCAGAAAAUACACGCCAAAGGAAAGUGUCAUCAUUGAUUUAUGUGGCGAAGAUAUUCCAAAGGCCUUUUUUUUUGUAUCAGGAGUUAACACUAAGAGAAGGGCAUGGAAGAAGUUGAUGUUUUAAUUGAUACCUGGUGCUGUAGAAUAUUGAAGAAGUGAGAAGUCCGUGAAAAGUGCUCCAGAAUGACUAGUUAAAGCUCUGAAAUCACGUCGACUUCUGAGAAUGCGCUUUCACAACUCCCAAGGAUGGAGGUUUGCAGACAGACUCUUCUGGGUGGAGAAUACUCUUCUGAGGUCAGCACUGAAGUGAUGCCAUACCCCACCCGAAACCAGCGCACCUGAGUCCUAAGCAGUAAGUGAGGGUGACUCCUGGCCUUGGACAAGGAGUCUAUCUCCCUGCAGAGUUUUGCGGAAGUCUAGCACAGAGGACUAAAUGGGAACAUUCCCCAGGGCCUCCACAAGUCCAGGGGCUUCUGAAUAGUUCAGCCAAGUGAGGGAGGAGCCCCUUUGAGGAAUCACAGCUUGCACUGCUUCAAGCCAAGGACAGUAUCACUCUGAUAAAGGGAGAAGUCUCCUGAUAAGUAUCUGAUAAGUAUCACUCUGGUAAAGACACUUGGGAGAACCUGCCCUGAAGUUCACUUCUGUCAGUGCCCUGGGAGUGGGAAAUUCUCCCUUCACCUUGCGCACACUCUCAGCUUCAGCUGUGAUAAAAGCAUCUGCUGCUCAGUCUAACGUGAGUGCUCCAGAAAUGCCUCUCCCUGAGAAAACAAGCCCUGAAGCACCAGCAGUCCUGACUGAGCCCCAGCAGACUUGAGGAAACCCUAUGAGGAUUCUCAGCCCGGAAGGACCUUCAGUGUAAACCCAGGUCCCGUGGCACUGCACAGCAGAGAAGCCGCCUAAAGAAGAGUCCCACGAGAGUAAAGAAUGUGGCAAAGCCUGCGGAUACUGGGAGGGUCUUGUCAGGUGUCAGAGGACCCGUGAGGACAUCUUCAGUGCUGUAAAUGUUCGUGUGAGCUCAGCUCUCAUCAAACAGAAGCAAAUUCAUCUUGGACGCGAGUGCGUAGGUGGAAGGUCUUCAUCUGGAAGCAGUGCUUCUUGCCAGAAAACCCAUAAAUGGAAAGAUGUGGCAAGGCCUUCACUAAGAUCAGUCUUCUCCAUCAGUAAAUACACCCUGGAGCAAAGCCCUGUAUGUGUGACUGCUCUGGGGACCUUUCCGCGUUAGCUCAGUUCUUACAGUGGAUCAGAGAUUCCUCUUUGAGUGUAAGUGAUACGGGAAAGCCUUCAGUCAAAGUUCAAAUCUUACCAAACACCAGUCUGUACUGGAGAGAAGUCUUCUGCCUGGGGCGGGUAUGAACUCCUUUCUUCAGACAUCAAAGGAUACGCAACAAAAAUAAACUUCAAUCGUCAAAUGUAUGGUAAAGGUAUAGUACAGGACUUUUUCAACGUCAAGCAUCACAGUUAAGUAGGAAGAGCAUGCAACUCUGGAUCUCAGGGUCAUGAGUUUGAGCCCCAUAUUGGGCCUAGAGAUUAUUAAAUAAAUACAAACUUUAAAAAUCCAACUGCAUACAAUCAUUUGACCAUUUUAUGGAAUUAAGACAAGUGUUUAUUAGAGACUUUGUCAGGUCACUUCAUGGGGAAAAGUGAAUUAAAACAUCUGUGACAGAUCUCUAUUGGUAUUUAACUUUCUUUGGCACAGUUAGCUUCCAUUUUCUGUAGUAAAGGUAGAGAAUGGGGGGAAAGUCUUUCAACCUUUGAUGAUUGAAACAUUACUACAUUUGUUUUUGGCUUGGAAUUCAUGAUGCUAAUUAAAAUAGUUUUUCUAAGAAUGAUUUUGACAUUAAUUCCUUUGACGCAUUUCUACCAGACUUACUCCCUUUUAUUUUUAGAGUGUUAGUAUCUGGGAAAUGCUGCAGAUAUCUAUGGUUUGGUAAAUGGUUUCACAGAAUUUCCUAUGCCUUUGGGCAGAAAAAGUAGAUGAAGACACAUGGGUGGACCAUGUGAACUUAUGAUUUGCUAAACAACAGACCAAAUUUACCUUGUUCACUUUGUGUGUCUAAUAUAUGGAAGGAAUAGUGACCCAUACGGAGAAGGCUUGAGCAUGUGCUCAGUGAAGGGUUCUGCUUGUGGGUUGAUAGCAAGUCAGCCUGAAGAGGGAGCUGUCACAGUUUGUCAUUGGAUCUCCCGCCUUCCCAGGCCUGUCCACAAAUGAGAGUGGUUAUUAUUCAGUGUGGAUUCGUUGUGAACUCACUUCAUGGAAUAUCAUAAUCAUUGGUCUGUGUGUGGCCUUAUGUUUUUAUACAUUUUAUUUUAUCUCUACCCCCCCCCCAUCCCAGUCCCAUUUCUCCCAGUUCCUUCCAGUCACCCGUAAAUCGUUGUGUUCUAUCUCAUUCUAUGCCCUUCUGCUUUUUGAAGCCAAUGAAUUAUGAAUAACAAUUCACUGGGCAGGUUGAAUCCUCUGCUGUGAGGUGGUUACUUAAGUCAUUUGCUCUAAUGACUAAGUGAAAGCCAUUUAGGGUGUUCACCAGCUUUGCUCUGAACACCUUUGGGAGUGUUUUUCUGAGGAGCAUACACAGGAAUGAAACUGCUGGCCCACAGGUUAUGCACAGUGUAAAUUGCACUAGCACGUAAUUGUUCUUUUUCCGUGUGAACUAACAGAUCUAUCUGGUAUCUUAACCUGAUGGUGAUGCCACCUGUCCCACAUGGGUUUUGGGAGCUGCAGACUUCCAAACGAUGCAGGUACUUUCUCAUCUGGUGGCGCCGUGGGGUGAGGCAGAUCUCCAAGGCAGAAAUAAAGAAACCUCAACUUCAAAAAUAAUGCCUGACUUCUCAGGGUCUGGUGAUGCAAACUGAUACUGCUACUUAAACUGCAGUGUGAUCCUAAAAGCUACAUACCAGACCAUGCUGUGUGUAAAGGCGAAACAAAAUACUUUUCUAAGAACAUCCCAGAAAGGGAGUGUAGCAGGUGCAAAGGUGCUGACAUACUGGAGAAACAGCACGGCCGGUGAGACAGCAAGAAGAGAGGAGGACACAGGUGAAGGGGGAUGGCCUAUAGAAAUGACCUUUGGGUUUUACCCUGAGUGAAAUGGAAAGCUUAUGGCUGGAUUUUAAGCAAAGAUGUGGCGUAAUCGGUCUUAGGCUUUGAAAGGAUUCCUCUAGCUGCCUUGUGAAGCAUAUAAAGGGACAGGAGUGGGAGCUAAGAGAACAGUUAGGAACCAAUGAGGUAAUCUAGGCAGGAACUUACAGUGCCUUGGACAUAGGUGCUCAGCAGAGGUGGUGAGAAGUGAUGGAUCCUGGUUACACAUUGAAGACCAUGCCACAAGGAUUUUGCUCAUGGAUAAGAUCGAAAGAAGAGGCAAGAAUCACCCAAGGGUUUUGGCGUGGAAGAACAGAGCGACCUUAACAGAGAUGAGAGGAUGCGGCUGGAACAGUUAUUUUUGAACAAGUGAAUGUGGGCUAUAAGUUAGUGCCUCCCAGAAGUUUGGCUGUUUGAGAAAAAAGGAACAUUCUCGGCACAGUCUGCCUGUCAGCCCGGAGCAUUCUUCAGCCACACCAGGCUGAGUCCCAGAUGAAAGACUUUUCUUACAGGCACUUCCCUCUUCCUCCACCCAGCUGCUCCUGAAGACCGGGGACUUACGAAAGCAGUAUUUUCUCAGCCACAUUGUAGAAAGGACAUAGACGUAAAUUGCUGAGUGACAUCCUGGAGUUGUCUGAUUUAAAUUUACAGAAUGAGAUAAACUGCCUGCCUCUGAGAGUUACAGCAGGUCAGUUCUAACCUCCAAGUCCAUAGUUUCUUGGGAAAUAUUACCUGUGGUAUAUUCUUCUUUUUGAAGAGUAAUCAAAUUAGUGAUAUGUAAAUGUUCUCUUAGGUUAGAAUGUUAAAAUAGGAGUUGGAACAGAAAUCACUUAAUAGCUAUUCAGACUGCAAGAACAUGCACCCGGAAUUCUGCUUGGGGUAAUGGUGGACAGAGUCCUAUAGACCAGUUCUCCCACUGAGAAGUGGGGACGCUGGGCAAAAUGCUUUUAAAAAAAUCUAUCCAAACACAUUAAAGAGCUAAUUUGAGAAUAAAAGAUUAGAGUGAAAGAGUAUGUAUAUUUAAGGAGAUGAUCCUUUCUUUGGGCAUCUUCUGAUUCUGGAAAGGGUACCUGAGAGGGUGAGUCAAACUCUUGAUAGGGUCACAGAAAAAAAAGUCACCAAAGUUAGAUUCUGGAGACUGCCAACGUAGGAGGUAGUGCAGGUAAAUGCCCUCACUCUGGUGUGUGGGACCCCAAAGACUGUCCUCUAAAAGUACACGAACCACACAUAGGCUCUCACAGGGGCCACUGCUCUGCUUUGGAUCCUAAUCUCUACAGUGGAUUUAAGUGAUUCCAUAAUGCCAGUGCCCACAGGUACUGGGAGGUCGUCUCUAUAAGAAUGUAAUAUUCUCUUAGGUCUGAAACUAUUUCUAUAAGCAAUUUUGCAAAAACAAAUUUUAAAAAUUAGGAACAUGAGAAGACAAAUGACACAAAAUCCAAGAGAAGCAAUUGAUAGUAGAAACACAUCUGGGAGGGACACCUGGGUGGCUCAGUUGGUUAAGCCUCUGACUGUCGAUUUUGGCUCAGGUCACAAUCUCCUGGUUCAUGAGUUUGAGCCCCACAUUGGGCUCUGUGCCUGCUCGGGAUUGUCCUGUCUCUGCUCACCCUAACCCUCUCAAAAAUCAAUUUUUAAAACGCUUAAAAUUUUAAGUUAAAAUGGAUCAAAGAUGUAAAGGUGAGAGCUAAAACUUUAAAACAUUUAGAAGAAAUCUGGUGUAAAUAUGACCUUGGAUUAAGGCAGUGAUUUCUUCAGUAACACCAGAAACUCAAGAAACAAAAUUAAAAAUAGAGAAAUUGGACUUCAUCAAAUUAUAAACCUUUUUUGCUUCAAAGAACACUAUCAACAAAGUGAAAAGACCUCCCAUGGAACAGAAGAAAAUAUUGGCAAGUCAUAUAUCUGAUAAGGGUCUAGUACCCAGGAUACAUAAAGAACACUUACAACUCAGCAACAAAAAGACUGACAACCCAAUUUAAAAAUGGCCAAAGGCUUUGAAUAGGUAUUUCUUCCAAGAAGAUAUGCAAAUGGACAAUAAGUCAAUGAAAAGAUGCACGUCAUUCUACAUUAGGAAAAUUCAAAUCAAAGCCAUGAGAUACCACUUCACACCCAGUAAGGUAGCUAUAAUAAAGAUAGGAACAGGUGUUCACAGGGAUGUAGAGAAAUUAGAAUCCUCCUGCAUUGCUGGUGAAAAUAUAAAAUGGUGUAGCCACCUUGGAAAAUCGUUUAGAAGUUCCUCAGAAAGUUAAACAUAGAGUUACCAUAUAACCCAGCAAUUCCCCUCCUAGUUACAUAUUUUU
Molecule: messenger RNA, 8385 nt
Organism: Acinonyx jubatus (cheetah)
Lineage: Eukaryota; Metazoa; Chordata; Mammalia; Carnivora; Felidae
Product: zinc finger protein with KRAB and SCAN domains 8-like
Exons: 5
Coding region: 2245-3054 (269 amino acids)
Biological process (GO): negative regulation of transcription by RNA polymerase II
Molecular function (GO): DNA-binding transcription repressor activity, RNA polymerase II-specific
Source: RefSeq, a predicted model, not a curated record